Setaria italica (foxtail millet) is the source of this 660-nucleotide messenger RNA. RefSeq names its product mitochondrial import receptor subunit TOM9-2. Gene Ontology annotation, biological process: intracellular protein transport. The transcript has a single exon. The record is from RefSeq and is a predicted model, not a curated record. Gene Ontology annotation, cellular component: mitochondrial outer membrane. Bases 63 to 335 code for a protein of 90 amino acids. Lineage: Eukaryota; Viridiplantae; Streptophyta; Magnoliopsida; Poales; Poaceae.
GGGCGCCGCCGUCCCAGCCAUUCCCUUCCCCUGCUCUUCUCUCCCACUAACCCUAGAUCUCCAUGCCGUCGCCUUCGGCUCUCGGCAAGCGCGACGGCGGGGACGGCAUCCUGGCCGCCCUCUCCCGGUCGCAGUUGGCGGCGCACGGGCGCGAGGCUGCCACCAUGGCGAAGAAGCUGCUGCGGAGCACGGGCAAGGCGGCCUGGAUCGCGGGCACCACCUUCCUGGUGCUGGUGGUGCCGCUCAUCAUCGAGAUGGAUCGGGAGCAGCAGCUCAACGACCUCGAGCUGCAGCAGCAGACGCUCCUCGGAGGCCCGCCGGCGCCCAUCAAGUAGAUUAGAUUAGCAUCCUCCUCCUCUCCUCUCCUCCCCCUGUGGUGCCUGCGGCUUUAUUACUUGUUUACUACUAGUACUCUAUAACAUUACUGCUGCCAUGCUCAAGUGGUUCUAGUUGAGAGGGAGGGAUGCAGUCGUCGUCUGAGAUUGUGUAUGUUUGGUUCCAAUCAAUCAACCAAUCUGUUGGUCCUUGAUGCGUUUGUCUUCCUCCAAACAAGAGGAUGGAUCAAUUGUGCCUGCUUUGCUUGUGUUUGUUAUAUACACCAUAAUAAUAGGCUGCUACUUGUUACUUAAUAGUCGGUAUGCCUGCGAUUGAAUUUGAUAA